Molecule: messenger RNA, 1045 nt
Organism: Eucalyptus grandis
Lineage: Eukaryota; Viridiplantae; Streptophyta; Magnoliopsida; Myrtales; Myrtaceae
Product: RNA polymerase II subunit A C-terminal domain phosphatase SSU72-like
Biological process (GO): termination of RNA polymerase II transcription
Cellular component (GO): nucleus; mRNA cleavage and polyadenylation specificity factor complex
Molecular function (GO): RNA polymerase II CTD heptapeptide repeat phosphatase activity
Source: RefSeq, a predicted model, not a curated record
CUUCCGACCCGAAUCCACAGCGGCGGCGGCGGCGGCGGCGGCGGCGGCGGGAGCCAUGAGAUCGCGGUACGCCAUGGUGUGCUCGUCGAACCAGAACCGCAGCAUGGAGGCCCACGCGCUGCUCAAGAGGGAAGGCUUCGACGUCUCGUCGUACGGCACCGGGUCCCACGUCAAGCUCCCCGGGGCCUCCCUCCGGGAGCCCAACGUCUACGACUUCGGCACCCCCUACAAGCACAUGUUCGACGAGCUCCGGCGCAAGGACCCUGAUCUCUACAAGCGCAAUGGGAUCUUGCCCAUGCUCAAGAGGAAUAUGUCUGUGAAAUUAGCGCCUCAAAGAUGGCAAGACAACUCUUCCGAUGGCCCCUUCGAUGUGGUGCUCACAUUCGAAGAGAAGGUUUUCGAUAUGGUUCUUGAAGAUCUCAACAACCGAGAGCAGAUUCUUAUGAAGACUGUACUUGUGAUUAACCUGGAGGUAAAGGAUAACCAUGAGGAGGCAGCAACUGGAGCUCAGCUUGCUUUAGAUCUUUGUCGAGAGAUAGAAGCAGCUGAGUCUUGGGAGGAAUCUAUUGAUGACAUUGUGUCUAAUUGAAAGCAGAACAGGCGGAAAUUAUUAUUCAGCAUUUCCUUCUAUUGAUGACCAUGGAAGAUUGAAUCAGGCUCUCUCAUGUUUUUACGCCUUUGCUCAAUCUUGGUAUUCACAGUCCACACCAAUUGUUGGGUUUAAUGAGCACUUUCCUUGACUUCUCGUUAGUGAUAACUCUGCAUCGAUGUGGAAAAGAAACUGAGUCGAACACUUUUCUAUUCGCUUUAUCUCUGGAAUGUCGACCCAUGAUGAUGUAUUAGUAAUUAGAAGCAAACCAGUCUUUGCUUAGGAGUGAAAAUUCUAUUAUUUUUCUGUAGUUUCUUUCUUUUUCUUUUUUUAGUUUCUUUGUACUACAGAACUACUUCUGCGAUGGUACUCACGUUGAGAGAGCAGGAAGAGAUUCUGGCAUAUUGCAUAUGAUUUCUUCGUCUGCAACAUGUUGGAAACUGCCUCUAUUUUCAA